Molecule: messenger RNA, 834 nt
Organism: Pochonia chlamydosporia 170
Lineage: Eukaryota; Fungi; Ascomycota; Sordariomycetes; Hypocreales; Clavicipitaceae
Product: S-adenosyl-L-methionine-dependent methyltransferase
Exons: 3
Coding region: 1-834 (277 amino acids)
Source: RefSeq, a predicted model, not a curated record
AUGGCCGUUCAAACUAAGCCCGCAGCAGAGAAACCGCACGAGGUGUUCGAUCUAGACGCAGGCUGGAAGCUUCUACAGGAAUACAGCAGAAUACCAGUUCAAGAUAUGUACAAUCACGCCGAGAAUAUUAUGGAAAAGGCACUGCAAGUUGCACCAUAUCCAUGCAUCAGACGCUUCCGAUUCCUUGACCUCGUCAUGGUCACUACAGAUGUAUACCCCCUCAUCAUCAAGCGCCUGAAGCAAGGCGAAACGUUCCUAGAUCUAGCAUGCUGCCUUGGCCAAGAAAUCCGCCAACUCGUCCAUGACGGUGCACCGUCUGAAAAUACCUACGGCUCAGACCUCUACGAUGGCUUCUUCCCACUCAGCUAUGAGCUCUUCCAGGAUAAGAGUAGCCUGAAAACAACGUUUGUAGCAGCGGACAUCUUUGACGAUGCUUCGCCACUGAUGGGCCUGGCUGGUAAAAUGAACAUUAUUUAUGUGGGGGACUUUUUUCACCUGUUCAAUCUUGAAGAUCAGGAGAAGAUUGCAGAGCGGAUUGUUCAGUUACUGGUUGCGAUGCCUGGGUCGUUGGUUGUAGGACGGCAUUCGGGAGAUGGGAUUGCAGGUGAGUAUUCACGGGUUAGGGAUGGGAGUGGGCGAAAGCACUUUCAGCAUAAUCCACACAGUUGGAAAGAGUUGUGGGAUCGAGUUGGUGAAAGGACGGGGAGUUCGUGGCUUGUGAAUGUUGAGUUGGUGACCGAGUUCAAGUUUCGUUCGGUGGAUGAGGAAGUGUCGAACGAGUUUCAGAGGCUGCAAGGUGCAAAGGGGUUGAUGUACACUAUUGAGAGGAGGUGA